AAGCUGAAUAUAAUCUUGGCAGAGCUUUUCAUCAUAUAGGUUUAACCCAUUUGGCAAUACCCCAUUAUGAAAGUGCUCUUAAAUUACCUUCUUUAUUGCAAGUUCUUAAACAGCAAACAGAAGAGGAAGAUGAUGAUCAAACAGAUCUUAAAAAGGAAACAGCGUAUAAUUUGUCACUUAUAUAUAAUGAGAGCGGAUCUCCCGGAUUGGCUGCAUUAUUAUUAAAAAAAUAUU
Messenger RNA from Acaulospora morrowiae, 234 nucleotides. Lineage: Eukaryota; Fungi; Glomeromycota; Glomeromycetes; Diversisporales; Acaulosporaceae. The record is from the annotation of a GenBank genome assembly.